AUGAAUCACGACCUGGACGGAGCCCUCCGACUGGCGACCUUGCACCGAAGAUCUGAGCAAGACAACAGGGCGGCCACCUGUCCUCGACAAGUCACGCCUGCAGGCUGGGACAGCGCUAGGUCGCACGAUAGGCGCCGGCAGGCAAAUCCCAGCCGAUCUCAGCUGACAUGGGGCUGGGCAGAUCUGGCGACCGUCCAAUCAGCGGGGUCCGGCCCGAUUGGACGGUUCCGCCUGCACACUUCAUCGCCGACAACCGCGGUGAAGAAACUGCCUGAUCCAGCCACGCAGUACAUGAGACUGCAGUGCUCUGUAGAAGGAAUGAAAAUUCGAGGAAAUUCGCAAAAACCUCCCUUACUGAUGGCUAACUUCAAGCAAGGAUUCGGUAAAGACACUUCUUCGGCUGUUUUCCCUACAGAGUAG
Messenger RNA from Rasamsonia emersonii CBS 393.64, 420 nucleotides. RefSeq lists its product as uncharacterized. The coding region runs from base 1 to 420 and encodes 139 amino acids. Lineage: Eukaryota; Fungi; Ascomycota; Eurotiomycetes; Eurotiales; Trichocomaceae. The record is from RefSeq and is a predicted model, not a curated record. The transcript has 2 exons.